Molecule: messenger RNA, 4080 nt
Organism: Xyrichtys novacula (pearly razorfish)
Lineage: Eukaryota; Metazoa; Chordata; Actinopteri; Labriformes; Labridae
Source: the annotation of a GenBank genome assembly
GAGCUCUAAAUCUCGCGAGAUUACCACUGUAACGGAGGACUGGGGCUUGGUCUUGAAGUUUUCAGAUGCAUCUGUAGAUGAAUCAUAACAACAUCAAGAUGUCGGGACGAUCAGGCCGUGCUGAGACCCGGAGUCGGGCUAAAGAUGACAUUAAAAAGGUCCUGGCCGCCAUCGAGAAAGUGCGGAAAUGGUAUGUAGUCUGUCGGGGGGACAAUAUGGAGGGAAAUAUUUAAGUCGAGACUGUAGCCUGAUAUCUGCUGCGUCGCUCAACAAACUUCAGUCGGAAAGUUGGAUGAUUGAAGGAGCUCUUGACCAAUCAAUACCCGAGUUUGACAGGCGAGGCGGGGCUAGCUGAGUUUUUUUUUCUCCACCGAGACCUGUCAAUAUGGCUACAGCCUCACAUGCUGGGUGCUGUAAUCCGCACGACUGUUCUGCUAUCAAAUUACAGCCAAACUAAACCACACUUUCCGAUUAAAUUCAACCAGUUUUUCCUUGUUUAUGAAAAGUAAAUGAUGAAAAUACAGGAGGAUGUCUCGAUGUGUGAUAGCUGUCAUCUAUUCAGAGGGAGACGAUUAUGUACAUUGCAUGCCAUUAUACCGAUCCCUGCUUAUGAGAGCAGUCUGUUUAGUGCAGCACCCUGAAUGAGCGCCUUCCAUUUAUUCUCCAAAUUCAUAUGAUCCUCAGGGAGAAGAAAUGGGUCACUGUUGGAGACACAUCCCUGCGCAUCUUUAAAUGGGUACCAGUCACAGAAACAAAGCAGGUGGGGGCUCUGCUAUGAUCAACUCAACUAACCUAUUGCUAUAAUAUUGAUUUAGAUAAUGAAGAAGAAAAUCCAAAGUUUCCCCCCUCUCUGUUACCAGAUAUACCGCACCAAAUCCACAGGUGGGGAUGUAAGAGGUCUGAAAGAUGUGGUCCUGGAAAACACCAACUCCCUACUGGACUUUACUGGUUAGCUUUCUAUCUAGAGCACAGGUGUCAAACUCAAGGCCCAGGGGUCACAUCUGGCCCGUGGAACAAUUAAAUCUGGCCCACAAGAUCAUAUCAUAUUUGUAUUAUUAUUGGCCGACCAGUAUGAGGUCUGUAGAUUUCCUCCUGGAUGAUAAUGUAAACUUAAGCGCCAUUAUUUAAAAUUUCCUUAAUAAACCAUGAAAAUCUGGGAAAGUAAAGAGUGAGAAAGAUUUGAUAAAUAGUCAAGAAUGUGGGGGAAAAAUUGUGUUUUAUCCAUAUUUCCAAUUUUGCAUCUCAAGAUUACAAGUCAAACCUGAUUUGAUGUUUCAUUUUGUGAUCUGAUUUUUUUCAGUAUUUAGAUUCAUGUCAUUUUAAUCCUUUAGAUACCAAUUUUGUAUUUUAAGUCAUAUUUUGAUCUUUCAAACUUGUGAUUUCAACCUCUCUUCCUGUGUUUGCUCUUUAAAAGCAUUAUUUUUCUAUUUUUAAUAUCGUGUUCUGAACUAAUCUAUUGGAUUUAUUUAUUUUUUAAUCUCAGAUUGCCUUUAAAUUUACAUUUAAAAUUUUUGAAUUUCCAAGUGGUUUAUAAUCAUUGUUGAUUUUGUUAUAUAUUUUGAAAAGAUGGCUGAGAGUUUGGGUUAAAUGUUGACCCUGUUGGGCCUUCAGUUUAGACUUAAAUCCAGAUUUUGGCCCUUGCUGUGGUUGAGUUUGACACCCCUGAUCUAGAGCCAUCUUGUGUAUGCCUUACUACACUUCAAACAUGUUGCAGGGGUUAAUGCUAUUGCCUGAUUCUCUGUGUGAUUCCUGUGCUCCCUACCUCAGAUGAAAAUAGCAAUCAGAGCUUUUUGUCGGAUGUUUACCAGCCCAAAAUGGAUAACAGCAGCAGCACAUCUAGCUCCCAGCAGGUCAGCCCCCCACAUACCUCUAGCCUUCGGACUGAAGACUCACAGCCACCCAUGUUGGGCCAAGAAAGUGUGGAUGGUAUGGAGAUAAUUCUCAAUGCAAAAGUUUUUAAUACUGUAUUGAAGUAUAAAAUUGAAUCAGUCCCGGGAACAUGUCAAUUCUCAUCAGUUUGCCCCACAUAAAGUCAGACCUCAGGAAUUUAUGUGGCAUUAAUUUUCUGUAUUUGAUGGCAGCAAUUAUACACACCAAGUACAUCUGUCAUACUAUGUGUUGUCCUGUGAUGUUUGUGCAUUCCUUUACUGCCAAGGCUGGUCUAAUGAAGGCACUGUCACCUUUCCUGUGAGUGCAGAGCCAGUUCAUUCAGGACAGGAGGGUGCUGAUGAGCCUCCUACCCUUAUCAAAGAGGACCUUCUUUCAUCAGGAACUAUCAGACGGAGCAGCCCAGACACACAGGUUCACUAUGUGACAAAGCGCAUUUUUAUUUCCUUUAUCACAUAAGAAUUUAGUAGUGUGAUAUAUAAAAAAAGAUAAAUUUUAACUUUAUUUUUUUCUGACCUUUUGAGAAAAAUAAUUUGUCGUUAUUUAUUGGAUGUCUUUCAUUUUUGUUUACAGGAAGAAUUGGAUGAAUCCGGAGCACCCCCUUUAAAGAAGAUUUGCACAGGAGAAAAUUCUGUUCUAAGAUAGCUUAUUUAUAAUCGUUUUGGUUAGAAUGCACACAAUACCUGUCUUUAGGCAGAGCUAGCUUAGCUUUCUAAAAUUCUCUUGAUAUGUUAACACAAAUAUUAUGUUUCAGCAAAUUACAAAAAAAAAGUAUUUACAGCAAUUUUUUGUUCACUUUAAAAGUUCUUUAAAUUGUUGGAAUAAAUGGUAAGAAUUUUACAGAGUGUGGCAAGGCACUGCUGUUGCAGGUGUAUUUGUAAUUCCAUUUUUUUGCUUCUGUCAUCUUUGGCGGUGGAACUUUACUUUUGCAUGUUUCCAUAUGGCUCUUGUGUAGUGGACAAUGUUUUGGAUGCUAAUUUUAAGAAAACAUGUAGUUUCAUGCAGAUCGGUCUUAAAGUGUGCUCAUUUUUUUUCCAUAUUAUGCCUUCUUUGGAACAAAUAUUCUUUUUGCUUAUCUCAUCCAAGAAAAUGCUAUUUUAAUAUUUAUGAUAGAAUUUGUCAUGUUUAGAAAUGAAAACAGUGUAAACCACAAUAAAUGCUUAUAAUUUGCAUUUAUGCCAUUAGUGUUGCAAGGGUAGUACUUACUCUUUCUCACAUACUGUAGGGGAGACCGGGGUAAGUUGAGCCACCCCCUGUUGCUUGGAAAUGGUAAGAGAAAUCAUGAGGGAUCAUGUGACCAAAUAUUGAGGAGAUGGGCAUCAAUUCAUGGAGUCUGUAAGGUUAGAAGCACAUGGGUGAAGGGGUUAGACAUUUAUUUCCAAAAAAACAUUUUCCACUCUUGAAAGUGAAUUUAGGCUAUGUUCACACUGCAGGUCAAUUCUGAUUUUUUAACCAUAUGUGACACAUAUCUGAUUUUUUCAUGCGAGUGUGAACAGUGCAAUUCAGAUUUUUUCAAAUCCGACCCAGGCCUCUUUUGUAUGUGGAUAUUAAUCGGAUAUGUAUUCGAUGUGACUGCAGAGUAGACACUCAGGUCGCGUUCAUCCAACCUAUACGUCAUCAAUAUGCGACAAACGUCACCAUUGUUCGACAACACAAACAAGCGCGGAAAGCAAUUUGUGCAUUGUGCGCAUGCGGGUCACUUCACGGAAGCAUUCCAUUCACAUUAGAUGCCGCAUUCGUUGUUGUAAUGUGAACAUUAACGUGUUGUAAUGUACCCCGCUCCUAUGGUCAACUUACCCCGAGUAUAGGGUAAGUUGACCAUAGGAGACCACUUUUUUUGGCAUGCUAUAUUAUCAAGACAGUUAUGUUUACACUCAUUCUGUUGGGUUACAGGGAUGUGCAACAUCUUGAAAUAUAUGCAGAUACACUUGUUAGAGACAAAACUAUGAUUGUCUUGAUGUAGUGAUCAGAAUUAUGAAAAAUGGCUCAUCUUACCCCACUCUCCCCUACUCUUUCUCACAUACGCAAUCAUUCAGCCACAAAAUGAAGGCCCUUUUAUUUACUGAAUACUGCAAAUCGUGGUGCACAAACAAUGGACUCAAAUAAAUCUGAUAAUGAUGACAGGAGUGAAGUUUUCAGGACAUUUAUCGUCCAUAUAUUUUCACGUAAUUACAUGACAAUCAUUUAAAAAAA